Molecule: messenger RNA, 1347 nt
Organism: Cryptomeria japonica (Japanese cedar)
Lineage: Eukaryota; Viridiplantae; Streptophyta; Pinopsida; Cupressales; Cupressaceae
Exons: 1
Coding region: 101-937 (278 amino acids)
Cellular component (GO): mitochondrial outer membrane
Molecular function (GO): ATP binding; ATP hydrolysis activity
Source: RefSeq, a predicted model, not a curated record
UAUGGCAGAGAAGGUGGUGGGAUGGGCUGUGAGUCGUCAUUUGCAGAAUGAUGGUGAGCCAGUCUUAUUCAAUGGAAGACUGGUUAUAACAGCAUAAAGCAUGCAACAAAGCCUUACAGAGCUACUAUCUGUGCAAAGAGCUUCACCAAUGAAAAAAUCAUUGAAGGAUGUUACUUGUGACAAUGAUUUUGAGAAAAUACUCCUCUCUGAAGUUAUACCUCCUGAUGAACUGGGAGUUACUUUUGAUAGUAUUGGGGCACUCGAUAAUGUUAAGGAAGCACUUAGGGAGCUCGUUAUGCUUCCAUUGCAGCGGCCUGAGCUUUUUACAAAAGGACAAUUACGAAAGCCUUGCAGAGGAUUGCUCCUCUUUGGCCCUCCUGGAACUGGAAAAACGAUGCUUGCAAAGGCUGUAGCCACGGAAGCAGGAGCAAAUUUUAUUAAUAUCUCAAUGUCAACAAUUACAUCAAAGUGGUUUGGUGAAGCAGAAAAGUAUGUCAAAGCAGUAUUCACUUUGGCUAACAAGAUAGCCCCAAGUGUAAUAUUUAUUGACGAGGUGGACAGUAUGCUUGGAAGAAGAGGGAAGGACUCAAAACAUUCAGCUAUGCGUAAGCUAAAGAAUGAAUUUAUGGCUAGUUGGGACGGUCUUCGAACUCGGGAUAAGGAACGAGUACUGGUUCUAGCAGCUACAAAUCGACCUUUUGAUCUUGAUGAGGCAGUUAUCAGAAGGUUUCCAAGGAGGUUAAUGGUUGAUCUUCCUAAUAUUGAGAAUCGAUCUAAAAUUCUUAAGGUUAUCCUUGUGAAUGAAGACUUGGCACCAGAAUUUAAUAUGGAAGAAUUGGUUGCUGUUACUGAUGGAUAUUCAGGAAGUGACUUGAAGGUAGUCUUUGUUGACAGAUCUUCUUAUAGUUUGGUGCUUUCUGGGGAAUAUCAUUUCUGAUCAAAAUUUAUAUGAGUUUGUGUACAACUGUUGCAUAUGAACGGAUACGUGAGCUAUUAGAUCAAGAAUCUAAGGAGAGAGAGAGAGCAAAAUCUGAAGGACGUCUACCUCCUCCAACCACUAAAACACCAGAACUGCGGCCCAUAAGCAUGGAUGAUAUGCGCAAAGCUAUGGAAAAGGUUUGUUCCAGUGUCUCUGCAGAUGCAAGAAGCAUUCUCGAAUUGCGGCAGUGGAAUGAUGAAUAUGGAGAAGGGGAAUAGAAGAAGGUGAUGACAUUAAGUUAUUUCAUGUGAAGUUGACUACAUCCUGUAAGAGAUGCUAGGUAAUCAGGAAGAUAAAUCAGAGAACAUGAUAUUAAGAAUGUUCGGCUGGAGAUCUCAUAAAAUAUUAUAAGAGAUUAUUUGCAAUUA